AUGACAGUUGAACCAUAUUCUUACUUAUUUUCUGCUAAAGUUGCUUCUUUCCAACCUAUGCUUGUUGGAGGUAAAGGUAACUACAUUGCUGUUGAAGAUCCACAAACUCAUGAAAGACGCGACGUUUUUGAUGCACUUGGUGGAGCCGCUAUUUGUGCAUUGGGUCACGGCGAUCAAGACAUAACUAGGAGAAAUGGCCAAGGCUGCAAAGGAAUGUACAUACACUUUCCCAGCUUCCAUUACUAA
Molecule: messenger RNA, 246 nt
Organism: Debaryomyces fabryi
Lineage: Eukaryota; Fungi; Ascomycota; Pichiomycetes; Serinales; Debaryomycetaceae
Exons: 1
Coding region: 1-246 (81 amino acids)
Source: RefSeq, a predicted model, not a curated record